Messenger RNA from Drosophila arizonae, 4885 nucleotides. It is a transcript of the gene DAAM, whose product is annotated as disheveled-associated activator of morphogenesis-like protein. Gene Ontology annotation, molecular function: small GTPase binding; actin binding. NCBI's taxonomy places the organism in Eukaryota, Metazoa, Arthropoda, Insecta, Diptera, Drosophilidae. The record is from RefSeq and is a predicted model, not a curated record. Gene Ontology annotation, biological process: actin cytoskeleton organization; positive regulation of actin filament polymerization.
UUGUGCACUGGAAAGAAAAUUGCGGCCUUUGUUUUUGGCCUAGUUAAUCACUGAAAACUAUUUCCACUGUGUCAUGUGACAGUUCUCAACGCCAGGUGUCGCACCACAUGCAUCAAAAUGUCAGCGAAAAAUCAGAUCAACGUCUUCAUGGAGAAGUUCAAUACGAAGCUACAGGCGUGCCCCAUUGUUUGUAUCAAUGAGCCGGAUACGCAGAGCACCACUACGGAAAUAUUGCAGACAUCGCCAGAGAGCACACUAGAGAAGCCCAAGGCAACAGCAACUGUUGCAGCCAACAGCAGCAGCAGCACCAACAGCAACACCACCACAACCACCAACAACAACAACAGCAGCUGCAUCACAAUCAAUGCAACACCAACGACAGCAGUCGCAGCCACAGCAACAGCAACAGCAACAGCAGCAGCGACAGCAGCAACUGCUGCCACAACAAGCAGCACAGCGGGCGUAACUAAGAUAACAAUAACCAGUGACAACAGUCAGAGCAAUAGCAACAAUUGCAGCAGCAGCAACAUACGGAGCAGCAGCAUAGUGCUUAACGGCUACAACAGCAGCAGCAACAGCAACAGCGCCAAUCUACGAAGCAGCAACAUUCGCAGCAGCAGCAGCAACAACAACAACAGCUUAAUAUCCAUCACCAGCCUGAAUAGCUGCAGUGACUUGAGCCAAGGCAGCACAGCGACGCUCAAGCUCAGCAGCAAUAGCAACAGCAACAGCAACAGCAGCAGCAACAGCAACAGCAGCAAUUGCCUGAACAGCAGCUGCAGCAGCCGACCCAACGGCGGCGCGAGCGACACCUCCUCGGCCAAUUUUCAGGAACGUUUCGAUUUCGAGCACUGGAAAAGUAUUUUGAGUGAUUUGAGCUGUUUCAAUAGUAUCUAUCGCUACUGGCAACAGUACAGCAGCAGCAGCGGCAGCAGCAGCAGCAACAGCAACGGCAACAGCAACGGCAGCGGCAACAGCAACGUUUGCGUGGAACAUGCAGAUGAGAGCCGCAGCUUGGGCAACGGCGCCAACUCCUUUUACACCCACAAUAUAUUAGGCUACACCUUUGGCUAUCCAUUUGGACUGAGCAAGGAGCACGAGAGCGACGCCCACGACAACAGCAGCAACAGCGGCGCAGGCAACGGCAGUGUUGCUGGCUUCAAGAAAUCGCACAGCAGCUGCGAGACCCCAUUGCAGAAGCACUACCGACAGCAGCAGAAGAAGAAGAUGCCGGUGUUUCGAGGCAARCGCGUCUGGUGCGGUUGUUUCAAGGAUGACGAGCCACCGGAGAUAUGUGUGGUGGAGGGCGAGUUCACGCUGCAGACUCUGACGCCCACACAGCCAAUGCCGUCGGUGGAUGAGCUGGACACGAAGUUCGCAGAGCUGGUCGAGGAGCUGGACCUGACGGCGCCCAACAAGGAGGCGAUGCUCAGCCUGCCCGCCCAGAAGAAGUGGCAGAUCUACUGCUCGCGCAAGCUGCCCGUCGACGCCAACGACGGGCCCGAUGCAGCCGCCAUCACCCAGCCACCGACCGCCGAGCAUUACAUAGAGCGCCUGAAGGAGCUGGUGGUGCACGUCUCGCUGUCGCCGGAGGACUCGCCCAGCCACGAGCUGAACACGCGCAUGGACAACCACGCCGCCUUUGUGGACGCACUGAAGACGGCGUUGCGCACCUCCACGCACAGCUUUGUGCUGCGCUUCGUGGAGCUGGAUGGGCUGCCGGCCCUAUUGAAUCUGCUGCUCCAGCUGGACAUACGCGUAGCGAACAGCUCCUUGCACACCAGCUUGAUCGGCUGCAUCAAGGCGCUGAUGAACAACUCGAUGGGCCGCGCCCAUGUGCUCGCCCAUCCGACGGCCAUCGACACAAUCGCCCGCUCGCUGGCGGCGGAUAACAUCCGAACGAAGAUAUCGGCCCUGGAGAUACUCGGAGCGGUUUGCCUGGUGCCCGGCGGGCAUCGCAAGGUGCUGCAGGCGAUGCUGCACUUCCAGGAGUUCGCAACGGAGCGCACGCGCUUCCAGAGCAUAGUCAACGACCUGGACCGCUCGACGUAUGCCUACAGAGAUAACGUUAAUCUGAAGACGGCCCUGAUGUCGUUCGUGAAUGCGGUGCUCAAUUACGGGCCGGGCCAGGAGAACCUAGAGUUCCGCCUGCACUUGCGCUACGAAUUCCUCAUGCUGGGCAUCCAGCCAGUCAUCGACAAGCUGCGCACACACGAGAACGAGACGCUGGACAGGCAUUUGGACUUCUUUGAGAUGGUGCGCGCCGAGGACGAGAAGGAGUUCGCCCGCCGCUUCAACGAGGAGCAUGUGGACACCAAGAGCGCUGGCGCCAUGUUUGAGCUGCUGCGCCGCAAGCUGAGCCACUCGCCCGCCUACCCGCACAUGCUCUCACUGCUCCAGCACAUGCUGCUGCUGCCCUAUACUGGCCACUGCACGGAGCACUGGCUGCUGAUUGACCGCGUCGUGCAGCAGAUUGUGCUGCAGGUGGAGCAGCGUCCGAGCAGCGACUUGAUCAGCGACCCCGAUGACCCCGGCAAGCAGCUGAAGCUGGCCAGCGAGUCGCCCGUGCACGACCCGGACGUGGCGCCCCUUCAAAUCGACGUCAACAAGCUGGUGCGGCUGCUGGUCAAGGAGGAGCAGCUGACGCAGGCGCGCAAGCGAGCCGACGAGCUGGAGCGCGAGAACUUUGAGGUGCAGUCGCGCCUGGCCAAAAAGGAGCAGGAGCUGGACUUGCGCAUGCAGGAGAAGGAGGACCUCGAGACGAGCCUAGCGCGCAUGCGCGAGCGCCUCGAGAAGGAGUCCGCUCAGCACUCGCAGGCCGUGCAGCGCGCUCAGACCGCCGAGAUGAAGGCCGAGGAUCUGCAGCACCGUCUGCAAUCCGAGCAACAGGAGCGCGCUCGCCUCGAGCGACUCGUCACCGAGGGCAGCAUACCCGACGACCAAAAGGUGGCCGGCCUCACUGGCUGCAACGGCGCCGUCUCGCCGCCGCCACCACCGCCGCCGAUAAAGGCGGUGCCGCCGCCACCGCCGCCGAUGGCGCCAGCCAUGUUGCCGCCACCACCACCGCCCUGUCCCGGCGCGCCACCACCGCCGCCCAGCAUGACGCCAACAAUGGCUCCAGCACCACCCAAAGUGGAGUUGCCAAAGAAGAACGUGCCACAGCCAGCGAACCCCUUGAAGAGCUUCAACUGGUCCAAGCUGCCCGAUGCCAAGCUCCAGGGCACCGUCUGGAGCGAGCUGGACGAAAGCAAGCUCUACAACAACAUGGAGCUCGAGAGCAUCGAUAAACUCUUCUCGGCCUAUCAGAAGAACGGCGUAUCGACCACCGAUGGCUCAUAUGAGGACUUGCGCGUCUCUGGCAAAAACAAACAGAAGGUGCUCUCCGUUAUCGAUGGACGGCGCGCCCAGAACUGCACGAUAUUGCUGAGCAAGCUCAAGAUGAGCGACAUGGAUAUAUCCAAAGCCAUACUCUCCAUGGAUAGCAAUGAGCAGCUGGCGCUGGAUAUGGUCGAGCAGCUGCUCAAGUUUACACCAUCUGCCGAGGAGCGUGCGCUGCUGGAUGAGCACAGCGAGGAUAUUGAGUCGCUGGCACGUGCGGAUCGUUUUCUCUACGAGAUAUCCAAAAUUCCGCACUAUGAGCAGCGCUUGAAGAGUUUGCACUACAAGAAGCGCUUUAUGCUGACAGUGAACGAUCUAAUACCGCGCAUCACCAGCGUCAUGGAGGCCUCCCGGGAGGUGGCACGCUCGAGGCGCUUGCGCAAGCUGCUCGAGCUGGUUCUGGCAUUGGGCAACUAUAUGAAUCGGGGUGCACGCGGCAACGCGUCAGGCUUCCGGCUGGCCUCGUUGAAUCGCUUGGCGGACACCAAGUCGAGCGCUGCCAAGGGCACCACACUGCUGCACUAUCUGGUGCAGGUGAUUGAGAAGAAGUUCAAGGAUCUGCUCAAGCUGGAGGACGAUAUACCGCAUGUGCGUGAAGCGUCCAAGGUGUCUCUCGGCGAAAUGGACAAGGAUAUACAGAUGCUGCGCACGGGCCUGGCAGAUGUGGCGCGUGAAAUCGAGUUCCAUCGCAGCUCCGGCCCGGCACAGCAGGGCGAUCGGUUCUUGCCAGUGAUGCGCGAAUUUCACGCUCAGGCCUCGGUGCGAUUCGCGGAGCUCGAGGAUAAAUUCCAGGACAUGAAGACGCGUUUCGAUCGGGCUGUGCGGCUCUUUGGCGAGGAUGGCUCAGUGCUGCAGCCGGACGAAUUCUUUGGCAUCUUCGAUUCGUUCCUCGCUGCAUUUGCGGAGGCGCGACACGACAACGAGAGCUUCCGCCGCCGCCAGGAGGAGGAGGAGAAGCGCGCCAAGCAGGAGGCAGAGCUGAAGAAACGCACCAUCGAGCGCAAAAACAAAACCGGACUCAUGAGCAGCGUCGCCCGCAAUCUGGGCUUGAAGUCCGCCAGCAAUGGCAGCGGCUCAGGCAGCGAUUCGCUGACCAAGAGCGACAACAAGGGCGAAUUCGAUGAUCUGAUCUCGGCGCUGCGCACCGGCGACGUCUUUGGCGAGGACAUGGCCAAGUUCAAGCGUUCGCGCAAAGCGCGCAUUUCGAAUGGCUCAGCAUCCGGAGGCGGGGCCGGAGGAGGAGCUGCCCCAGCCAGCGGACAGAACUCGCCGCCGCGUCUGCAGCGCGAGGAGAGCGGCAGGGAGCGGGAGCGCACAGUGAGGCGACAGUAGACAGUCGACAGUCGACAGCAGUAGACAGUAGACAGUAGACAGUAGACGCCUCAGCUCAGUAGUCAAAAACAAAUCCCCCAUUUGAUUUCUCACAUUUUUGUUAUACCACAAGCUAUAUGAUUUUCUAUAUAGCUGCAGAUCACCAAAUUUUGUAAACUUAUGAAAGCUGAAGAAG